GUUGGCGGAGUCCGAAAGAAAGCGUUUGUUGCUUCUUCCGCUGGCGGCGGCUGGCUGGGUCCCUCCGUCUCUCAACGAAUCGAACGCGUGGCGGCGAGACGCUACCCAGGGGGCCUGACUGCUCUGGAUGAAGCUUCACUUUUUUUUGGGUUCCAAGUCCGGCGCCGGGUUGCAUUCUGCGGCGCAUGCCAUGAGCUAGUCUUUUAAUGAUACAGUAGUAAUGGACUCUGUCCUGCCCAUAGUACAACAUCGGUCAUCCUGCCGCAUGCCCGCCAGCAUCCAUCCGCUCUGUGACAGCCGUAUUGUUUGCUGUUGUGACCAAUGCCACAGGAGGAAGCGGUACCGUUCCUGGGCAUUAGCCGACAAGGGCAUGCGCGAUUAGUCCAGAAUGCGCGUGCAUGGUUGUCUCGAGUCACGCGCAAACAAGCAUUUGUCGCUGUUGGAACACUGACUACCCUCCUAAUACUCGUCUCUCUUGCCCAUCCAUCUAGUCCAGCAAGAUCAGUCAUCGCAUCCAGCACUGGCAUCCUGCCCACGGUUACCACAUCAACCUCAUCGCAAUGCGGCCUUGACUGGCCGAACUCCAAAGGUAUCAGGACACCAAUCAAUGUCGACGUCAAGGCCUUGACUUCGUUCUGGCCCGAGUUGAGUCGAUCGCUGGAACAACAUGGCUUCGACCUUCCAACUCUGGAGCAGCCGCCAUGGAUGGCCGCCCCUGCCUCUCCAGAGGACAUUAGAGACCGAUCAAGCUUGUUAACCGAAGACCAAUACACAUUGAUCCGUGACCGUCAAGCGGAAUUUCUGAAUGACAUCCCACCGUAUCCAAAAGCCUUCAAAGGUAGAGGCAUCAUUAUGCUGGCCGGUGGGUCCUACUCCGAGUACGCAGUAACCUCGCUCGGCGUACUACGUGGCACGGGUUGUAAGCUACCAGUUGAAGUGUGGAGACGAGACGAGCGCGAAGAGAAGAAGGAUUGGUGCAAAGAGAUUGAGUCGCAAGGCAUGGUGUGUCGGCGAUUGUCCGAUUAUCUUGACACGGACCUCUUGAAGAUCGCAGACGGAAAGGAGUUGAAGAUUUUUACCAUGUUGUUUUCAAGUUUCGAGGAGAUACUGUUCAUGGAUGCGGACAAUCUUGCGAUACAGGCGCCGGAAAUCCUCUUCGAGUCGAAUGCAUACAAGGAGACUGGAGUUAUGUUAUGGCCGGACUUUUGGGAUUACGACAACAUAGAUUGGCUCGACUACGCGAUAGGUAUCGCUGAUAAUCAGUCAGAGGCGCUUUGGGGAACGAGGACGUACGAAAGUGGGCAAGUGUUGUGGAACAAGAAGAAGCACUGGAAGUCGCUACUGCUUGCGACGUACUAUAACUGGCAUGGACCCCAGCUCUAUUACACGCUGAUGAACAUCGGAUGGGCCGGCUGGGGAGACAAGGACACUUUUCCAAUGGCGCUGCGAGCCCUCAAGGAACCAUUCCACACCGUGCAAUAUCCACCUACCGAUACUUGGGUCAUUGGACGCAUUGCCGACAGGCGUAUUGGCAUGAUCCAGAUGGAGCCAGUGAUACCGCAAGGUCGCGAGGAGGCGAAGGCAUUCUUCAUGCACAGCACGUCCAUGAAAUGGUCCCACCGCGAUAUGUUCUGCGUCAGGUGUCUGCCCAUCUGGCAUACCGACUCGUCCACGGAUGGCUACAAUAGCCGAUACGAAGAUGAGUUCGCCGAGUUCUACAACGAACUCCACAACUCCGUAAAGUUAAUGGACGAAGAUGCCCGUCAAUACUGUCCAGACAAUCUGGAUCCAGAAAUCAAGAUCUGGCGAGCCAUGGAGCAUGCGGCAUGCCGGUCAAAAGCAUGGCGUCACGGCAGAACUUGCGAGGCUAUGCGGAGAUACAUGAUGGACACGUUCGGCUUCGAAUUCGAGUACGAGAACGGGAAGCGCCACAAUUUCACGGAUGUGCCCUCGAUGCAAGAUGCCGUCUGCUUAGUCGACCCUAUUUGAUGCAUUAUCGUGACCGCGCAUCAUAUGUUGGCUUACCAUAUAUAAGGAACAGACAUAACGCCGAGCUCGUCGCCUAGUGCCCGAGCAGGCCACCUUCGACGCUUGCUCGGUAAUGCUACCCCUCAAGCUGACGGCGGCCUCGAACCGGACUUUCAGUCGUCCGAUUGUGCGCGGGUUUAGGCACUUGUGCAGCACACAUAUUUUCACAAGAUGUGCUUACGCGAAUGCGAACGGUAACCCUGCAGCCUAGGAAACCGGCGUACCAUCCGCAGGCGUCCAAUCUGCGGACGGCCAAGGGAAGCGGCCGACGCCGGGCUUUACGGCAUUCGGGUGUCUUGACGACCUUUUCAUCCGGCUUUUGCGGAU
Baudoinia panamericana UAMH 10762 is the source of this 2355-nucleotide messenger RNA. RefSeq names its product glycosyltransferase family 71 protein. The transcript is spliced from 2 exons. The coding region runs from base 322 to 1989 and encodes 555 amino acids. Gene Ontology annotation, biological process: mannan biosynthetic process. Lineage: Eukaryota; Fungi; Ascomycota; Dothideomycetes; Mycosphaerellales; Teratosphaeriaceae. Gene Ontology annotation, cellular component: Golgi apparatus. The record is from RefSeq and is a predicted model, not a curated record. Gene Ontology annotation, molecular function: alpha-1,2-mannosyltransferase activity.